AUGUCCCACAGGUUGCUCACCGCCAUUACAAGGUCAAUUGCUAGGCCAUCUCGUCGUAUUGUAGUGGGCGCCAUACGCUCUUCGUCGACCUGCAACGAUCCCAAGCAUUCUAAACAACCACACUUUCCCUGUGUAGACGCACACGCAGCAAGAGAGUCGAGGCUCGCAGCCUCCAUCUCAUCUUCAUCACCAGAUCAAUCCCAGUCAGGACCAGAGCCCCCAUACGCUCGACCCAAUCCUGCUUCAUACCACACUUACCACCACCCAUCUCCCUUACCCCUAGCAUAUUAUCCAACUCCUCUGCCUUCCUUCAAUAUUGCAUACGAAUCAUGGGGGACUCUAUCGCCAUCGAAAGACAAUGUCAUUCUUUUACAUACAGGCCUUUCAGCAUCCUCUCAUGCUGCCUCUACGCCUCUUAAUCCCGCUGACGGUUGGUGGGAGAAGUUUAUUGGUCCUGGAAAGGCACUUGAUACGAACCAGUUCUUUAUCAUCUGUACCAAUGUCCUGGGAGGCUGCUACGGUUCGACAGGGCCUUCGUCCAUCGAGCCUGCCACAGGAAAGCCUUGGGCUACGCGCUUUCCAAUCUUAUCAAUCUUUGACAUGAUCAACGCUCAAUUCUGUUUACUGGAUCACCUCGGUAUCAAAAAACUAUACGCUAGUGUAGGCUGUUCCAUGGGGGCAAUGCAAAGUCUUGCUGCGGGCUGGUUACAUCCUGAACGCGUGGGGAAGAUAGUGAGCAUCAGCGGAACCGCCCGUAGCAGUCCUUCUGCUGUAGCCAUGCGAUUUGCCCAGCGAAGCGUUCUUAUGGCAGAUCCAAACUGGAAUCAUGGUUUCUACUAUGACGGACUACCCCCUCAUACUGGCAUGAAACUGGCUAGACAAAUCGCAACAAUUACAUAUCGGUCUGGCCCAGAGUGGGACCAACGUUUUAGUCGGAAACUCCGACCUUUGCCUGAAACUGACCUCCCUGCCCCUGGCUUUCCUCGCACGCCUGCGCUUUGCCCAGACUUUCUUAUCGAAACUUAUCUCGACCAUCAGGGCGAACAAUUUUGUCUGAAAUACGAUGCUAAUUCCCUGAUCUACAUAUCCAAAGCGAUGGACUUGUUCGACAUGACACUCCCUACACUCAAAUCUCUGAACCUCAAAACUUCAUCCCCUUCUUCCACGCAAAAUGGUGUUAACCCAGACGCGCAGCAACACAAAACAUCGCACUCCAAAUCCCAUCCUCCACCGGUCAAUCCCCCCCCUCACCUUUCUGACCUCGCAGCAGGCAUGGCUCCUCUGGCACAUAUACCCACCCUGGUACUCGGUGUGCAAAGCGAUAUUCUUUUCACGGUGGAACAGCAGCGUGAGUUGGCUGACGCGUUGCGGAUGUCGGGCAACGAAAAUGUGAGCUACUAUGAGCUCGGAGGUGUGUGGGGGCACGACACGUUCUUAAUUGAUGUCUUGAAUGUCGGCGGUGCGAUACGCGGGUUCUUGUCAUGAUUUCUUCAGUUUCAUGGAUUGUGUAAUACGGAAAAAAGACGGUCAAGUCUUGACCUCAGCUCUGUUUUCGGUCUCAUCAUACCACUGAGACCCACACUGCGAAAUAUGGUCCCCUGCACAGUCCAUACCGCAGCCGUGAUCUUUAAACCUUUGCUAAAGUCGGUUGGAGUUCACCUGGCCAGCUCCUGCUCUCACAAAACACACUGUUUAUGAGACUACGCAGUAGUUCGACAUGGCACUGAGAGCGUAUGAGGGUGAAUUGGAAGAUGGACUCGGUGAAUACAUAAACAGAGGUGAACAGACAAUUAUGGGAGACUUUCCAUCCAUCCAAAAAAGCAGAGGUGUUGAAGGCAAAGUCGGGAAGUCGAAUGGCACAAAGAUGAGAUACGACAAUUGAGGCGUAAUCAAUUAAUAGCCCCAUGAGUUCGUGAAACUAGAUGUUGGUAGACAGAGAGUCUGAGACUUGAAACCAUCAAUUGGAGCAC
Laccaria bicolor S238N-H82 is the source of this 1970-nucleotide messenger RNA. RefSeq lists its product as uncharacterized. Gene Ontology annotation, biological process: L-homoserine metabolic process. Gene Ontology annotation, molecular function: homoserine O-acetyltransferase activity; L-serine O-acetyltransferase activity. The transcript has 6 exons. Lineage: Eukaryota; Fungi; Basidiomycota; Agaricomycetes; Agaricales; Hydnangiaceae. The record is from RefSeq and is a predicted model, not a curated record. The coding region runs from base 1 to 1485 and encodes 494 amino acids.